Molecule: messenger RNA, 3580 nt
Organism: Acanthoscelides obtectus
Lineage: Eukaryota; Metazoa; Arthropoda; Insecta; Coleoptera; Chrysomelidae
Source: the annotation of a GenBank genome assembly
UAUGUGUCGAAGUCAUCAGUCACCGUCAAUUUCGAUCGCCAUUUUGUUUACUUGCCCUUAUCGAAUUUCUUCAGGAUUUUUAUCGUUUUAGUACAAAAAAACAGUUCGGAGUUCGUGUUUUUACUUCGGAAAAUAUUGUACUUUUCACGGCCUUCGAGAUGAUGACCUCUUUCCAACAGCAGCGCCUGUUAAUGGGCCAAAUGCGACCUCCUAAUCCUCCUGCACGGCCUGGAGUGCCUCCCAUUCCAGCAAGCUCAGUCUUACCCCCUCCAAUGAUCCCCACCACCCAACCUCCCACCACAAUUGGUAUGCCCCCCAUGCCUCCAAUGCCCCCAGGGAUGAUGCCACCGCCCCUCCUAGGGAUGCCUCCAGUAGUUCCACCUCCCCCAGUACCAAACAUACCACCCCCAGUGGUGGUGUCUGCUCCCCCACCUCCAUUACCCCAAACCCCAGCUCCUUCACAAGUAAUGGAAGUCCCAAAACAAGAGGAGGAGGAGGAGCAUUUGGAACAAUCUGCUAGUGAGAUGGAGUGUGAACCACCAGCUCCUGGUACUGAAGAGCCUAAGGAGGAGCCUGUCGUUAUGAUGGAUCCACAAAAAAGAGAGAAAAACGGCGUUCGUGGUGUAUCUCGCCUCAUGGAGACUCUGGCAUAGCUGAUGUGUAUAGACUCGAUCGAUCGCUAGCACUGUAGCUCUUCGCUACACGAUAUGACAAAUAGGUGUUGAGAGUAAAACUCGCUACAGGGCGCUACUUGACCCCACAGCGCUCGUGUGGACAAAACCGUGUGUGUGCCAGAGCUUCGAAAAUGUAUCCGGGAACAGUACAAUUUCGCAUAUGAUUUGGUGCAGACUGGAGAGGUUAUUACAGGUCCUGGCGCAAGGAGUACAACCGUAGCAGGCAUCUUGGGUCCCCUGCCAAGGCUAUCUACAGACGAUUCAGAAGCAGUUAGCAAGGCUAAGAAGUACGCGAUGGAACAGAGCAUAAGGAUGGUGCUCAUGAAACAAACGAUAGCAUAUCAGCAACAGCGUGAGGCUAGUCAGAGGACUCUGAUCCAGAGGCAGCAGGCUCUCGCCCUUAUGAGCAGGGUGUACGUGGGUAGCAUCAGCUUUGAAUUGAAAGAAGAUACAAUCCGACAGUCGUUCUUGCCUUUUGGACCCAUCAAGUCCAUCAAUAUGUCAUGGGACCCUGUCACGCAGAAACAUAAAGGUUUCGCCUUUGUGGAGUACGAGAUACCUGAGGCUGCACAGUUGGCUUUGGAACAGAUGAAUGGCGUCAUGUUGGGUGGGAGGAACAUCAAGGUCGUCGGAAGACCUAGCAACAUGCCUCAGGCUCAAACGGUAAUUGACGAGAUCCAGGAGGAGGCAAAACAAUACAACAGGAUAUACGUGGCAUCAAUUCAUCCUGAUUUGAAUGAGGAUGACAUCAAAAGUGUAUUUGAAGCGUUUGGUCCCAUACUUUACUGCAAGUUGGCACAGGGUAGUACCGGAAGUCGUCAUAAAGGGUAUGGCUUUAUCGAAUAUGAAACACCGAUGGCUGCGAACGAAGCGAUAGCAAGCAUGAACUUGUUCGAUUUGGGCGGACAGUACCUUAGGGUGGGCAGGGCUAUCACGCCUCCGAAUGCUCUGUUGGGGCCUUCUAGUGGCGCUAGUGUCAUGCCUACUGCAGCUGCUGUUGCUGCUGCAGCCGCUACCGCGAAAAUUCAAGCAAUGGACGCCGUUGCAAGUAACGCAGCAGCCUUGGGGUUAUCGGCAUUAACGAAAACUGUAACACUGCCUACUGUUGCGCAGCCUGCUGCUGCUAUAGCACCCGGCUUGGUAGCUCCAGUAGCUGCUAAAUUAGGUGUGCCAGUAGUGGGUGCCCCAACAGUAGCUGGUGUGAUUCCUCCGCCAGGAAUAGCUAUUCCUCAAAUAACACCAAAUAAUACGAUACAACCCGCCAUUAUCCAACCAACGGUAGCUGCAGCUCCAGUUAUUAUUCCACCACCCACGGUUGUUACACCGACGAUAUCCACACCAGUCUCCAACGAAGCCAUGCUUAGGGCCAAAGAAGCAAAACUGAAGCAACAAGAGGAACUACAGAAGAAACUAUUAGACCAAAGCGAACCACAAACGUUACAGCAACAGGAAAAUAUGUCAAUAAAAGGACAGAAUGCAAGGCAUUUUGUAAUGCAGAAACUGAUGAGAAAAGUAGAAUCUAGAGUUAUUAUUUUGAGGAAUAUGGUGGGGCCAGAAGAUGUAGACGAAAUGUUACAAGAAGAGAUCCAGGAAGAAUGCAGCAAGUUUGGAGCUGUUGAACGGGUGAUAAUAUACAAUGAAAAACAGUCCGAAGAGGAUGACGAUUCAGAAAUUAUCGUGAAGAUCUUCGUGGAAUUUAGUGAAACGUUCGAAGCUGAAAAAGCAAAGGAUGCUCUGAAUGGCAGAUAUUUCGGUGGCAGAAUGGUGCGCGCUGCGUUAUACGAGCAGACGUUAUUUGAUCACAGUGAUUUUUCAGGUUAAAUGUUAGUAUAAUAUCUCUUAUAAGUGUAACGAAAUCAUUCUUUUGUAUGAAGUUCUGUACUAUUUGCGAGUGAGCUUCUUAUGUAGCUGCUAAAAAGUUUCGUAAGUUUUACAGUUUUUUCUAGUUUGAUAUUCUAACCUUUUGUAUAUUUCAGUCACUAGGUUAGAUCAAGGUUAUCUUUGAUUUUGAACUUAGAAAAAUAGAUACUGCUACUUGUUUUGUUAUUAUUAUUAUUUAUUGGCAGUCAAGUUGAAAUUCCAAGGUUUUUUUUUGGAAAAAAGUGUUAAGAAUUACAUUACUAAAACAACAGAUUUAUCGAUAGCUGUCAUUCAUUAUCAAAUAAACAGAUAUAACAGUCGUUAUAAUAACUGUUUUUAUGUAUUUUGCAAGUAAGCGACUAUUUUUAUCUCAGACUCUUAGAAAAUACACUUGAAAGUUCAAACUACGAUCCUGCAUAGGCAGGAAGUUGAACCGGUUUCUACAUAUAAAAAUAUUUUUGGAAAAUUCCGUCACAGAAUCAAGUAAAUUUUUCUAGAAGUCCACGUCCUUGUCAUUGAAUAUAGUAUCAAGUCACCUAAUACAGAUGCAUUCCAACUUUUGCACUAUACUUUUCUGUUUAUGUCCGGAAAGUAAAAAACCUUUUGAACCGUCUAUAUCAGAUUUUGCUACCUUUUCCUUUUUUAAAUUGUAGAUUUCUAGAAUAUACACUUGCUCAGUGAUAAAAUAUUGGCUUUUAACAUAUUUUAUAAACGGGUUUUAGUUGGAUUGCAUCUUUAAAUUUAGAUGGGCAAUAUACUGUUUGCUCUGGUGGGUAUCAUAACUUUGUUUUCUGUUCUCUAAACUUGUGUUAAAAAUAUUUUUGCAAAUAUGUAGACCUGUCAACUGGUUUGUAUAAUAGCUACCGAAAUGCUGUGAUGAAGUCUUUAGGUAAAACAAUAUUUAUAUAAUAAUCAACUGUAGUUUGUUGAACUCUUGAUCAAUUAAGAGGAAAUACAUUUUGAAGAGAAAUUUCGAACAUGAUUCUGUUCCUCUGUUGCAACUAUCAUUAAAUUUUAUAUUGUAUAUGGUAACUCUUUUGUAAAUA